AGUUCACCUUCCCAAAAUUCCUGACAUGAUUGCACAAAUUCAUUAUAAAAAUCUAAGCUCCUCCUUAUAGGUCUUAUCAUUAGGUUGUCACCCUUUUCAAAUACCUCCCAUUAUUGCUACCUAGUUAUUAGCCUUAUUUACACCUUGAUCCUACUUGUUCUUAUGGUCUAUAAAGCACAAGCACUUAGCCCCCCCUCCACCUCCUUACUUUGUACCUAUAUCCCUUAUAAAAUUUAGAGAGAGAGAGAGAGAGAGAGGGAGAGAGAGAGAGAGAGAGAGAGAGCUAGGAAUAUGUCUCAUGAAAAGAAAGGAGAAGAUGAAGGGAUGGAGCUGAGGAGGGGGCCAUGGACACUUCAAGAGGACACCCUCCUUACCCACUACAUUGCAUGUCAUGGAGAGGGCCGUUGGAAUCUCCUUGCUAGAUCCUCAGGGUUGAAGAGAACAGGAAAGAGUUGCAGGUUGAGGUGGCUAAACUACUUGAAGCCCGACAUAAAGCGCGGCAACCUGUCGCCCGAAGAGCAGUUGAUCAUCCUUGAACUUCAUUCCAAAUGGGGAAACAGGUGGUCUAGGAUUGCGCAAUACCUUCCUGGAAGGACGGACAACGAGAUCAAGAACUAUUGGCGUACGCGGGUGCAGAGGCAAGCGAGGCAACUCAAUGUGGACGCGAAUAGCGCGACGUUCCACGACGCGGUUCGCUGCUACUGGAUGCCGAUGUUGGUCGAGAAGAUGAGCUCGUCUUCUCCUUCACCAGGAUUCGUCGAUCCGAACACACCAAUCUCAUCAAUUCGCCAUGAUAUUGGCCAUCUCCAAGGGAACCAACAAUUCUUCGUACAAAAUUCGCAAUACCCGUAUGAGGAUUUGCUCUCUUAUGCGCUAAAUACCGCGGGUUCGGAGAACAAUAGUCCCUUGAAUGGCCUUAACUAUGGUCCCGAAAAAUAUGAUCCUUUGAUCACUGAUGAAGAUGAGUUCGCAGCGCAGUUAAGAUCAGCUUCUGCUUCUGCUUCGGCUUCGGCUUCAGCUUCAAUGUUGAGUGGAUAUUCAGAUGAUCAUCAUCCUAGUUAUAAUGCUAUACCUUAUAGUAGUAGUGGUGUUGAUAGUGUUGGCAAUUGCGUGUGGGGCAUGGACCAGUUAAGUUUUGAGAGAAAGCUAAAUGAGUUGGGUGGAUAUAUAUAAUAACUUAUCAUAAAGAAAGAGUGCAAUAAGAUGAGAGAGAAUAUAUAGUGUAACAAACUAUAAAAUUGGAAAUUGUAAAUGAUAUAUGCAUGCAUAUAU
Messenger RNA from Ananas comosus (pineapple), 1272 nucleotides. RefSeq names its product myb-related protein 305-like. The coding region runs from base 292 to 1173 and encodes 293 amino acids. Gene Ontology annotation, molecular function: DNA-binding transcription factor activity; sequence-specific DNA binding. The record is from RefSeq and is a predicted model, not a curated record. The transcript is spliced from 3 exons. Gene Ontology annotation, cellular component: nucleus. NCBI's taxonomy places the organism in Eukaryota, Viridiplantae, Streptophyta, Magnoliopsida, Poales, Bromeliaceae. Gene Ontology annotation, biological process: regulation of DNA-templated transcription.